AUGCAGCGCGCACUUACUUCCCGCGCGAGAGCUUCCGUCCUCUCUGCUGCUCCCAGCAAGUUCCGUGCCGGUGCCGGCCUGGGACAGCAGCUUCGCUUUGCCCACAAGGAGCUCAAGUUCGGUGUCGAGGGCCGUGCCGCCCUGCUCGCUGGUGCUGAUACUCUGGCCAAGGCCGUCGCGACAACACUUGGCCCCAAGGGUCGCAAUGUCCUCAUUGAGUCCAGCUAUGGCUCCCCCAAGAUCACAAAGGAUGGUGUAACUGUCGCGAAGGCAAUUACCCUCAAGGACAAGUUCGAGAACCUCGGCGCCCGCCUCAUCCAGGACGUCGCCUCAAAGACCAACGAGACCGCCGGUGACGGAACUACCACCGCCACUGUCCUCGCCCGUUCCAUCUUCUCCGAGACCGUCAAGAACGUCGCCGCUGGCUGCAACCCCAUGGACCUGCGCCGUGGUAUCCAGGCUGCUGUCGAUGAGGUCGUUGCUUUCCUCCAGAAGAACAAGAGAGAUAUUUCCACCAGCGAGGAGAUUGCCCAGGUCGCCACCAUCUCCGCCAACGGCGACCAGGAGGUCGGCAACCUGAUUGCCAAGGCCAUGGAGAAGGUCGGCAAGGAGGGUGUCAUCACCGUCAAGGAGGGCAAGACUCUGGUCGACGAGCUCGAGGUUACCGAGGGUAUGCGCUUCGACCGCGGCUUCGUCUCCCCCUACUUCAUCACCGACGCCAAGUCCCAGAAGGUCGAAUUCGAGAAGCCCCUGAUCCUCCUCUCCGAGAAGAAGAUCUCUGCCGUCCAGGACAUCAUUCCCGCUCUUGAGGCCUCCACCCAGCUGAGACGUCCUCUCGUCAUCAUUGCCGAGGACAUCGAGGGUGAGGCUCUCGCCGUCUGCAUUCUCAACAAGCUCCGUGGUCAGCUCCAGGUCGCUGCCGUCAAGGCCCCCGGCUUCGGUGACAACCGCAAGUCCAUCCUCGGUGACUUGGCUGUCCUUACCAACGGUACCGUCUUCAGCGAGGAGCUUGACAUCAAGCUCGAGAAGGCCACCCCCGACAUGCUCGGCUCCACCGGCUCCAUCACCAUCACCAAGGAGGACACCAUCUUCCUGAACGGUGAGGGCGCCAAGGACUCCAUCUCCCAGCGCUGCGAGCAGAUCCGUGGUGUCAUGAACGACCCCACUACCUCCGAGUACGAGAAGGAGAAGCUCCAGGAGCGUCUGGCCAAGCUCUCUGGUGGUGUCGCCGUCAUCAAGGUCGGUGGCUCUUCAGAGGUUGAGGUUGGUGAAAAGAAGGACCGCUUCGUCGAUGCCUUGAACGCCACCCGCGCCGCCGUCGAGGAGGGUAUCCUGCCCGGUGGUGGUACCGCCCUUAUCAAGGCCUCUGCCCUUGCUCUUAAGGAUGUCAAGACCGCCAACUUCGACCAGCAGCUUGGUGUCACCAUCGUCAAGAACGCCAUCACCCGCCCUGCUCGCGCCAUCGUCGAGAACGCUGGCCUUGAGGGCUCCGUCAUCGUCGGCAAGCUCACCGACGAGUUCGCCAGCGAUUUCAACAAGGGCUUCGACUCCUCCAAGGGCGAGUACGUCGACAUGAUUGCCGCCGGUAUCCUUGACCCCUUCAAGGUCGUCCGCACCGGUCUGGUUGAUGCCAGCGGUGUUGCUUCCCUGCUCGGUACCACUGAGGUCGCCAUUGUUGAGGCUCCCGAAGAGAAGUCAGGAGGUCCUCCUAUGGGCGGCAUGGGUGGUAUGGGCGGAAUGGGAGGCAUGGGUGGUAUGAUGUAA
This is a messenger RNA of Colletotrichum godetiae, 1764 nucleotides long. Its product is annotated as chaperonin GroL. The transcript is spliced from 3 exons. The record is from RefSeq and is a predicted model, not a curated record. Gene Ontology annotation, molecular function: protein-folding chaperone binding; ATP-dependent protein folding chaperone; ATP binding. NCBI's taxonomy places the organism in Eukaryota, Fungi, Ascomycota, Sordariomycetes, Glomerellales, Glomerellaceae. Bases 1 to 1764 code for a protein of 587 amino acids. Gene Ontology annotation, cellular component: mitochondrial inner membrane; mitochondrial matrix. Gene Ontology annotation, biological process: apoptotic mitochondrial changes; protein refolding; mitochondrial unfolded protein response.